Messenger RNA from Anoplophora glabripennis (Asian longhorned beetle), 6371 nucleotides. RefSeq names its product protein Shroom. Gene Ontology annotation, biological process: actin filament organization. Gene Ontology annotation, molecular function: actin filament binding. Gene Ontology annotation, cellular component: apical plasma membrane; adherens junction; cortical actin cytoskeleton. The transcript is spliced from 12 exons. Lineage: Eukaryota; Metazoa; Arthropoda; Insecta; Coleoptera; Cerambycidae. Bases 366 to 5054 code for a protein of 1562 amino acids. The record is from RefSeq and is a predicted model, not a curated record.
GUACCGCAGUGUCGAGGUGACUCAGUCAAACGUAACGUUACUGUGAUAUAAAAAUUGUGAAAAUCGAAUGUUGGAUUGUCCCUUGCGUCCCGAUUCGUAUUAAUUUUGUGAGAGAAAAAAUCGUAUUCGUGGUGAUACCGAGUGGCAACUAAGGAGAGCGUGUUUUCGAUCGAGGUGUGCAAUUUGAAUAUUCAGUUGUGGUUUUUGCGUUACUUACUUGUGGUGAAUGCUUGUAUUUAGUUUUGGAAGAUGACCGAGGAUUACCGUGAUAGAGGAGGUGUCUCUAGGUGAGGACGCGUACUAAUGGCUUCGAGAGCCCCAAGCAGCCGCACUACACGGCCCACCAGAUCUCCUUGGCGCACACAAUGAUUCCCUCGCGAUCUACCCCCAAUCUGAGGGAUAACAAGACCACCUCCGUAUACUCAUACCUGCAAAACCAGUCGGGGCUCAACUUCGCCCCCGUCAGCACCGCCCCGCCUACGAGAGAUGAGGAUUCUCCGCCUCCCGCUCCCCCCGUCAGAGAUUCCUCAAGCCUCAAAUCAAUCAAGUACGGUCCUGGACACGAAAAGUUCCCAUCUUGGCCCGUCCCUGCUGCUGCGGAUACCCCACAGGCUUUGCGGAGCCAAACCAGUGGAGGUGGUUCCCACAGGUCGAAAUCAUGGACGGACCAUACCAAUUACCCCAAAGAGAAGGUGGUAACCUACACGAGGCCCUACAUGAAGAGGCAGCAUUCGCAAUAUACCCAGCAGAAACUGAAAACUGUGAUGGAAAAGUGUGAAAAAAUCCCGUCGGAGACAUUCGAGUCGCGCUACGACAAAAUGAACGAACGCCUGUACUUGCCCCAUGUCGACCAUGACGGUAAGCCACUAGGUGACAUGGAUUACAUGGUGCCAUCACCCCCCGAAAGGGACAUCACUAAUAAGCCGCAACUGACCCAAGCUGGUCUUGAGGCAUACGCCAGGUCGUACCAGGAGCCCAAGUUCUGCGAAGAACCCAUGAAGCCGAACCACGGACACCUCACAGAGUCAGGUUUAGAAGAGUUCAUGGAGUACACGCGCAACUACGAGGACUCGCUCUUCAACUCGAUGAAUUCCAAAAACGAGGAAAGCAUGCUGACCCACCUCCACCAAAAGCAGAUCUCCUACGCCCAGUCGGAGGGCUACCACAGCUACGUAUCCAGCACGGACUCGACCUCGACGCCGUUCCUGGACCGCCUCCGGAGGGACAGCGAAGCCGUCGUCGUCAGACCCCUUUCCUCCAACACCUGGGACGAACUGAACCAGGAAGAGCCCAACGCGAGACGCGAGGGCAGAGACAGCGUGGUGACCACCAGUUCGGGAAGUGCCUCUUCCAGUGAGACCCUCAAAUGGCACGGUUCCAUGAGUGACGUUUCCGUGACCUCGCACAGCAGCUCGCAUCUUGCCAAUAACUCCUCCACGAGGCAGCACAUAGCGCACAGUGCCCGGGUUCAAACCCCCCAGAGACACCAUUCUGAGAGUGUGCUUUACAUGAGCGGUGAACCGAAAGACAGCAGUGUAGUGUGGAAGGACAGGGAAAGCAGGAACAAUAGCGCGAAUAAACUGAAACUGUUCCCCGUGAACACUUAUACGGUGCAGGAGAAUGACCACCACGGUGGCGGAGUCAGUAAUGCUUCCAACAACAGGUUGUCUCUGUCGUUGCAGUCAGCCCUCUCAGUAGCAGACCGUAUCAGUGAACUGGAGAGGCAACAGAAAUACUCAUACCUGGACCCCGACAAGAAGCACAAAGUCCCCGACCCGACUCUCAAAGCCAUCCAGAAAAAAGCCCUCUUGUCCUUCUAUGAAAGACACCACAACAACGCCACCAAAACCGCCUGGCGUUCUGAGCCCCAACUUGCCCAGAGCCAGCAACUGAGCAUCCCCCAACCCCCGCCAAAACUCAAGAUACAACUCCCGUCGCGAAGAGCGUCUUCCGCUUCCGACUACGCGUCUGGAAACACCUCGAAAAGGAGCAGCUUGGCUUCCAACUUAGAAUCGAAGACUACCGACAACAUCAGCAAAACAAUUCCGAGACACCAACACAGCAACUCGUGUGGAAGUCUAUCCACUGACUUGCUGGGUCCGGUGAUAAUGGGUCCUUCCAUAUCCGUUGAUGAUUGGGUGCCGGAAAAGCCACCGGCAAGGCCACCUAAGAACCCGCAUUUACGUACGGCCUUUCCCGACUUAUUUCAGGAUCAGAGAGUGCCUAGCCCUGACUUGCCUCCGCCUUCUCCUCCAACUGUUAUCGAGGACGAGGUUUUUAACAGCGACGAACCACUGCCUCCUCCACCGCCUGAGUGUGAAACAAGCUGGCAGGAGGAAUUUAAUGACAGACUCAAGGAGAGCACUACAGGGCAUCAAACUCCCGCUCCGCAGGUGCAGAAGUCCAACUGCAAGAAGGAGAGCAAGGUUAUUCAACAGACUGUAGGCAUUCCUGAAAGAAACUUGAGACAUUCCAGUGUACGAUCCUCCAUAAAGACCAAAUCCGGAGAGCAAAUUUUCCACCAAGUCAGCAGCAAGCCAUACAACGCGUUUGUCCAGGCGGAAAGACCUAGCAAACCAGAACAAAUCCUUGGUUUCCCAAACCAGAGGGGGUACCAAGAAAGGUCAAGCACGAGAUAUCCCACCAAUCAAAAAUUGGUACUGAACGGAAACGUGGCAGUGAGUCAAAAAGUGAACGGACUGCCAGAACCGUACAAGCCAGAACCUCUAAGGCCACAUAACAGAGAAGAUAUGAAGAAGCAGCCUGCUUUGCCGCCUGAUACUCAUAGAGCUCAUAGGGCAUCGAUUGCGGAGAGUCCAAUCAAAGACGUUCCUCCGCCUUUGCAGCCGAGGCAAAUGAGGGUGAAUCAGUCUAUGAGGGCAAGGAUUCCACACGAUCACCGUUCUGGGGCCACUUCCAAGACUUCUCCUAUGAAGGAUGGUAUGAGGGAAACAAGAUCUGCUUCACUGAGCCAAUCCAAGGCAGCCUACCUAGCGCCUCGCCGGGACAGAGACCGAAUAGUUCCGGACUCGGAGACCGGCAGCUACAAGAGGACGAUGUCCCCCAACGGCCAUGCUCUGUCCCCCGAGGUGAUAAACGAAUCGCAGCGAGUCAACAGCCGGGAGGCCAUCUGGCCCCUGAACAGAAACAGCAAGGAUCUGUUAAAGAACAACAAUAACAUACUGAGGAGGGCCUCCGUAAACGAGAAGCAGAAGAAAGAUAAUUGUGAUGAAAAAGAAGACUUAAAACCUAAUCUAGCUUUACCAGACGUACUUCCGGUAAAUGUCAAACUGCUCGGGCCUAGAUCUCAACAAUACAACAGGCCAACCCACUUGAGUUUGUCGCCUCUAGACAAUGAUCAUAUGACUAAAUCUUCACCAAAGUCCCCGAUGAAGUCACCGCCUUCUUCACCAACCAAAAGUCCUGCGAGGUGUUCCCCGUUUUCACCUUUGCGCUCCGUCAGCUUAUCUCCAGCAGCAUCGAUUUCCACAACGAUUAAUUCGCCUGUAAUACGCACAUCGUCGGUAACCACAACUCCUUCGGUUACAACGACCAUUAACUCAUCGGUAGUACACACGUUUCCAAUCACUUCUCAUACAUCAGCGUUCUCUUCAAGUACCACAACGUCCACCUUGACCACCAGAAGUUCCCCCGCUCCCAUCUCCUUCACCCCCGUCUCGAGAAUCAUAACAAAUCCUCCACCUUCCCCAGAAUCAAAAGGCGCACACUCCCCUUCGGAAUCCCCUAAGAGGUUAUCCCCAAUAAUAAAGCCUUCCCUUUCUCCCAGCACCCCAUUGAAGCUAUCCCCUCUCCGAAUAUCCCCCCACACAAAUUCUUCUAAUCAGAGCACCCCCCUUCACGUAUCCCCUCUCACGACGCCGACAUCCUCCCCUAAAUCCCCGGUAACUCCAGAAUCAUCCCCUCCGCCUUCUCCAAAGAAACCGGACGACUAUCCCAGGGUCAUAGAAGGCCUACAAUUAAUUCAAAGGACUGAAGUUGUUUUAAGGGUUAACACAACGACCACCGACGCGGCAUCACAGACGGAAAAGGAGGAAUUACCUCCGACACCUUUACCUACGAGGAAGAAGUUGCAGGAGGAGAUCGAGUGCGAAAAAUUGGCAGAGGAUUUUGUCGAUCACCUACCCACUUCAGACAGAUUAAAAGAGCUCUUGGUACCUGCUCCAGAACAUAAAAAACCAACUGAUUACGUGCAAGGGUUGUUCCGCGUUGACGUCACUUCGAGACCAAGGCCUGCCAAUUCACCUUUUCGAAGUAGAAACAACACCCCGAGCAGCACUCCUCCACCCACGUCCCUACCAAUAUUGACGAGUAGCACCACAACCAGCAAAUUAAGUUUGUCUCCAACUCUUCCAAUCAUCCCCGCUUUGGAACCAACAAGUCCUCUUUCUGGGUCAUCCAUAUAUUUCACUACAUCAGAGCCGAAGGCUAAAUUUUUAACUAGAUAUAGUCAAGAUAUGAAUAAAUGUCAUAUUGUCAAGGAUACCAAAGAUCUUAGUCAGAAAAAGGAGGAAUUAGUGAAUCGAUUGGACAAAAAACUGGAAGUGUUACGCAGUGAGCAGCUAGUUGUAUCUGAUGAGUGCAAAAUCAACGAUGAACUUGGAGAGAACGUAGAGACACAUAUUAACAGAGUCGCGAGGCCACACGAAGUUGCCAAAUUUAGGUUACACGUAGAGGAAGUAGGAAAAAUAACAAGCUUAUUAUUAGGACUAUCUGGAAGACUGGCAAGAGCCGAAAAUGCCCUGAUGUCAAUGGCUGAAGACCAUCCAGAGAGGAGAAUACUGGAAGCUAAAAGGGAUAAGCUUCUGGACCAGCUGGGGGAGGCUAAAAAGCUAAAAGAAUGCAUCGAUCGCCGCAGCGUUAACGUUUCGAAUAUCCUUUACAAAUAUUUGAAUUCCGAGGAAUACGCCGAUUACGACCACUUCAUCAACAUGAAGGCCAAACUGAUAAUGGACUCCAAGGAGAUAUCAGACAAGAUUAAAUUAGGCGAGGAGCAACUUUUAGCACUUAAAGAAACACUUAUUGUCACAGACUGAUUGUGUGUAAUUAUAACAUUAUAACUUAAGUUGUAACAUAGAGCUUGUUUUAAACCGUUCGAGUUUUAUCGAAUGAGCUAGUCCAGUGACGAACUUCUUCCUGCUUUCUAAGAUCUACCCUGAAAGCACUGUUCUAUUUAAGUUUUAACCAGUGGCCUCCAGGGGUUUAUUGUAUAAUAUUUCUAUUUUUUAUAUAUCUACAAAUAAUCUUAAGUUUGGUUGUUUCUUGUAGUCGUUUCGGAUGGAGAGGUCCGACUUCCAGUUUGAGGUUUUACUGGAGUGUUACCUACUAUUUGCUAAGAAUAUGGAAUCCUUUUCAAAAUGUAAAAUUUUAUGUAUCGCUAAAGGAGUUGCUUGUAAUAUAUUUUUCUUUCCUUUGACGUGUAUGACUUCCAAUUACCCCCCACCUUGUAGUGCUUUAACUUUAACCAUAAUCUCCAGGUUACUGUACAUUUCCAGCUUGUUGCUUUUAAUGUGAGUUUCAGUAAAAUAUUUCCGCAAUAACUAAGGACCAAUCCAAUUUUUCAAACUCGGUUUCUUGGUCUCAGUAGGUGAACAUCCGGCACACCUGGCACUGUUAUUUGGUCCGGUCCAUCCAAGAUGUCACUGAGUUAUUUUAAAGUAUGGUUUUUCAAAUGUUCAAAGAUACUAAUAUUUGAAAAUGCCAUAUAAGUAGGGUGUACCUCGCAAAUCAACACGAUUAAGAGCUUGUAAUGGUAGAUUUGGCGGCUUGAGCCAAUUGGGAGCCUCUUACCGUUUUGGGAAACGGAUAAGACGGUCGCCCCAGCAGACUAGGCUGUUAUUUUGUGCAUUUCGUAAUUAGUUAAUAUAUUUAUAUAAGUGCAAAUAUGGGUGGUUGUAUGGAUAAAGUUGGCGUUAAGGCUCGCAGCUCCCAAACGGUUAUUUAUUUUUUUUUAUUAUUAUUUAGUUGAAACGCUGCGGGCUUUUCUUUUAACUUUUUCUAUACAAGGUUCCCUGAACAUCUUCCUACCAAGUAUUUACUUACUAUAAUGUAUUAGAUGUAUAGAUCAAAAUUGUAUCUUUUUUGAUUUUCAUUUACUCGGUAAUAAGUGAGCCAAUUGUUGUAAAUAUUAUUAUAUAUUAAAAACGAAUGUUAUGGUGCUCUGGAAAUUGUAAUAUUGUAAUGUCGUAAGUUGUUACAUUGUGAUUUUUAUUAGUGUUGAAACCAGUCGUACGUAUGUAUUUUCUUACAUAUUUUUAAUUUAUCAAUAUAGGAAUAAUUCUCACAUUUCUCAAAUUUGAAUGGAUUAUUUUUUGAGCUUUACGCAACGCUUGCAAUAAAUAAAUAACCAAUCA